UGUGAUUCUUGGGGGCGGGGCUGCGCCGGCCGCUUCCCAGCCAGGCUGAAAGGGCUCGGGUAGCCGGCCUUGUCGGCCCUUAAAGAACCCCCUGGAUGGCCUGGCCUCAACUGCCCUCGCCGAGCCACGCAAAGGGUGCUGCUUCUGGUUCUCGUCGGCCUCCCAGGUUGGCUUUCCUGCUUUUCCCGAAGGUGGGCCCUUAGGUUUACCGCCAGGAGCCUGCGGCCGCCGGGAAACCCAAACCCGAGUGUCCGGAGAGUAACCGGAAGUGCCGUCCCAGGCGGAGGGGCGGCGCCGUCUGCUGCCGUGAGCUGUUUGGGAAGGAACUGAUGGCUACCAGUGGCAGGUGCUUCUUGCAGGAGAAAAUAGAAUGUAAGGAAAGGUGGGAAGAGGAGAGGGAAGAAUUGAGUGUUGUGAAUAGUUAUGGACUAGAGACCUUUUGGAGCCAAAAGGAAGAUAGUCUUGAGUCUUUGUUGUUAUGGGUUGGAAAUACCAAGUAAAGAAUUAGUAUAUAUGAUGCUGGAAACUUGCAGAGAGGAGCUGCUCAUGACUGAAAGGCCUAAAACAGAUGUAUCUUUCAAGUUCUCAUCGAGAAAAUGACUGUGAAGAAAAUGAUGGGUCAGGAAGACCAGUGGAAAACUCCCUAGGAGAGAGCCAUAGAAAAUGUACACUUCAGAAGAGAGGUAUAAUCAGAGAACUCAAAAAAGGAAAAUAUAUCAUGUAUACCCUCAGAAGGGUAAAAAGAUUUUUAUUCAUGUGCAUGAGAGUACUCAAAUAGAUGAUCAUAUAUACCAGUGCCUUGAAUGUGAGCAAAACUUCUGUGAAAACUUAGCUCUUAUUAUGUGUGAGAGAACCCAUACAGGGGAGAAACCUUAUAGAUGUGAUAUGUGUGAGAAAACCUUCAUCCAAAGCUCAGAUCUUAUUUCACACCAGAGGAUCCACAAUUAUGAGAAACCUUAUAAAUGUAGCAAAUGUGAGAAGAGCUUCUGGCACCACUUAGCCCUUUCAGGACACCAGAGAACACAUGCAGGUAAAAAAUUCUAUACAUGUGACAUUUGUGGCAAGAAUUUUGGUCAGAGCUCUGAUCUGCUUGUCCACCAGCGAAGCCAUACAGGCGAGAAACCGUAUCUAUGUAGUGAGUGUGACAAAUGCUUCAGCCGAAGUACAAACCUCAUAAGACACCGAAGAACUCACACAGGUGAGAAACCAUUUAAGUGUCUGGAGUGUGAAAAAGCUUUUAGUGGGAAAUCAGAUCUUAUUAGCCACCAGAGAACUCAUACUGGUGAAAGGCCCUACAAAUGUAAUAAGUGUGAGAAAAGUUACCGACACCGUUCAGCCUUCAUUGUUCAUAAAAGAGUUCAUACUGGGGAGAAGCCCUAUAAGUGUGGUGCCUGUGAGAAAUGCUUUGGCCAGAAAUCAGACCUUAUUGUACACCAGAGAGUCCACACAGGUGAGAAGCCGUAUAAAUGUUUAGAAUGUAUGCGAAGUUUUACUCGGAGCGCCAACCUAAUCAGGCACCAGGCAACUCACACUCACACUUUUAAAUGCCUGGAAUAUGAGAAAAGUUUCAACUGUAGUUCAGACCUUAUUGUGCAUCAAAGAAUUCACAUGGAAGAGAAACCACAUCAGUGGUCUGCAUGUGAGAGUGGCUUCCUCCUGGGCAUGGACUUUGUUGCCCAACAGAAAAUGAGAACUCAGACAGAGGAGCUGCAUUAUAAAUACGGUGUCUGUGAUAAAAGCUUUCACCAGAGCUCAGCACUUCUUCAACAUCAGACAAUCCACAUUGGUGAAAAACCAUAUAUCUGUGAUGUGGGUGAAAAAGGUCUUGAGCUCAGCCCUCCCCAUGCAUCAGAAGCCUCACAAAUGUCUUGACCAGACAAGAAGUUAUAAUGCCAUAAAAAAUGUAUUUGCAAUGUAAGAGAACUCCUUAAGAUGAAGAACUCUAAGCAAAUCUCAGACUUUCCUCAGAGCUCAGAUUUCACUGGGGACCAGAGAAUCUGCAAUUGUAGGAAGUUGAGAAAUGAUUUGCCUAGAGAGCUGUCCUUACAGAAGCUUAUCAACCACUCCAAUGAGAAACCUUACAAAUGCUCUGAGUUUGGGAAAACCUUUAGUCCAAGCUUGUAUCUGAUCACCCACAAGAGGAUUCUUACAGGUGGGAAACCUUACAAAUUUGGUGAAUGUGAGAAAGCUUUCUAGCAAUGGUCACCUCUUCUCAUUCCAAGAGAAUUCACAUUGGUGGACAGCAUUUUUAAUACCCUGUGUCAACAGUGCUUCAGAGAGUGUGCACAUUUCAUUGGACGUCAGAACGCCCCACUGGGAAGAGACCCCCACAAGUGUGAAGAAAGCUUCUAACAGAACUAUGACUUUCUUACCUAUCAGAGAAGCCAUACAGGUGAAAAUUUCUAUAUUUGCCUUGAAGGUGGCAAAAGCAUUAGGUGGAGAGCCUUCUUGGGUUUGCACGCCCCCCCCCAAAAAAAAAAACAAUCUGAGGAAAGACCUUAUGAAUUCUCUGAGUGAGAAAAGCGUCUGUCAGUGAUCAGUUUUUGUGGUAUACUGGGGAACUCACAUAAGUGAAAAACCCUAUAAAUAACCUUGAGUCUAAAAAAGAGCCUUGCAGGAAAUCCCUACCUUAUUGCGCCCCAAAGAACCUACUCUGCAGAUAAUUUUGUUCUAGUAAGAGAUCUAACUGUGGACUGUGUACAUUUAAUAGGUAUGAGAAGAACUGUUCUCAUAGUUAGUUGACUCAUACAGUAGAGAUGACUUUUAAUGAGUCAAUAUGUAAACUGUUUUUUUUUAGAUACCCAGAAACUUCUUCUGGAAGGAGCUAGGGCAGGUCAGAGUAGGCCUGAUGGGAAACUCAGGUAAAGAUGCUUUUCUUUUAUCUGAACCACUUAAUGAUUGCUUUACUUUCAGUUUUUAAAAUUUGGAACUCCAAUAAAGGAAAGGACUGUAACCUUGAGAUAGAAGGUGUGGCAUGUGUUACUGUUGGGGGAAAGAAGUACAUUUACUUUGCCUCUGUCGAUUUUGUAAGUCUUGGCUGGAAUGGGGACUAGUGUGUUGAUAGCAGCAUGGGAACCUUUUGCUGGUUGUGAAAAGAACUAAGCAGCUAGGGAGUAGUUAUCAUAGAUCAAAACUCUUCCCAAGGCUUCCCCUUUGGAGGGCCAACCUCAUAACAAGGUAGAAUACUCAGCUUUUUACUUGUGAGUUGAGGCAUACCCUUAAAAGUUUCCUUUCCCUAAAAUCUUUCAGAUUAUUACUGGUAUUUGCAGCUUCAGCUUUAGAGAUUCAUUUCUUCUCAACUCAGAGAUGCACGUUCCAGGAUAAUAGUUAUGAUUUUUGCUAGUACCCAUACUUUUGUGACUUCAUUUAUCAUGUUUCUUUCAAUGGUAAGAUAUCCUCAUCAGCUCCUUGCAAAAUAAUUAAAGCUGAAAGAAAGAUUUAAGCCUGAGUAGGCACAGAGUAAAACACAUAAUGAUGCAUUAUUAAUGGAGAAGCUAGACUUUGAUUUUGAGAAUCGUGACUCAAAAGCUGGUGUUUUGUGUUUUUUUUCCACUCCAUCAUCCUGCUGUUUAUAGCAAAUCAAGCCGCAUAAUGACAUGCAUUUCAUUUACUUCGCUUCUGCCAAGGAAAGAGAAUACUUUUUAUUCCCAGGGAAAAGACUGCAGUCACCACAAUAUAAGGUAUAUAUUUCGCUUGUAAUGUAGGAUUCUAAAUGCUAGAAGGGAAAAGUAGUUGGCAGAUUCAUCAGAGGUUUAAGGAUAAGCAGUUAUCUCCAACUUAACAGGAUAAUUAUGAUUACCUUUAAUAUUCUCCAGAAAUACUCUAAUUAAUCCAGGGAUCUGUAAGUGGACACUUCUGAGGGUUUUUUUCUUCCCUCCGAUUAAACGACAUUUAAUAUAAAUACUUAAAACUUCUACAGUAUUUGGGACUGUAGGCUUGGUGAAUAAGUUUUGAGUCCUCUGGUUUAUCUUAGCAAAUCCUGAACUCCAGAGAGCGUUGGUGUUCGGACUCAUGGCAGUGGCCAACUAUUGCACUGCCACCUUGUGUAUGGCUCUAAGCUUUGAUCCUGAUGACUGGUUGUUGACCUUGAUAAUCUUAGGGUCAGAAGAUAUAGCUCAUAGUGAUAAUAAGGAAUCUGAUUCUAUGGUGUUUUUUUCUUUCUUCUUUUAGAAAACAUGUCCUGGAAGUUUAUUUGAUCUGAUGUAUUUUAGUAAUUUUCAUAAAUAGCUCUUAUACCAUAAAAAGUUGCUCGGUGUGAUAAAACACACAAGAUGUAUUUGUUUCUCUUUGGUGAAAAUCAUGUCUAUCACUAGUAUAUGUUUGACAAUUGUAAUUCUUAAAAUAGUAUUGGGUGUAUGGCUUGGUGGUGAUGAAAAUUAGUCCUUAUGGCUACUUGUUAGUCAUUAGAGAGAACUUGGAGAAGGGAACAGAGUUUGUAUCUUUGGCAGGGCAGUGACUUGCCCCUUCUUUCAACUAAUCUUCCUGGUAAUUGUCUCUAGUCUUUAAGUAAAUUAAGAAUGGACCAUCCCUCACACAGAGAACUUUGGGGGUAUGAAACAGGUCUGAGGGCUUUUAACCAUGGGGGGAAAAAGGUGUUGGUAUUACUCAUAUAGAAUAACCUGAGGUUGGAAAGGACCACUUGGGAGCCUGUAACCAAAACUAGAAGGUAACUUCUGGGAUGGAUGGAGGUUCUCUUGAAAGAGUGCCAACCUAAAUCUACCUCAGGUAAGUAGUCAGAGUGACUUUUUCUAGAUUUCAGACCAAACGAGACACCUGUAUUCAGUCAAUGUAUUCCUAUGCUUUAAUGUUUUUGUUUUCCCUUAAUUCUUAAAUAAAAGCAUUGUUCUGAAAACUCCCAUUUUUGCCUCCACUGUACUAAGAAAAAGCAUUUCCCCUACACUUGCGUUAGAAUAAAGCAGAUGUUCAGGAAUCCUUUCACAGUGUAUACGUAUAUCAAACUGUCAUAGUGUACACUUUAAAUACCUUACAAUUUUAUUUGUCAGUUAUAUCUCAGUAAAGCUGGGGGGAAAAGGAAUAAAGUGGAUAUUCAUGUGA
Molecule: messenger RNA, 5055 nt
Organism: Orcinus orca (killer whale)
Lineage: Eukaryota; Metazoa; Chordata; Mammalia; Artiodactyla; Delphinidae
Product: zinc finger protein 322
Exons: 4
Coding region: 664-1872 (402 amino acids)
Biological process (GO): regulation of transcription by RNA polymerase II
Molecular function (GO): DNA-binding transcription factor activity, RNA polymerase II-specific; RNA polymerase II cis-regulatory region sequence-specific DNA binding
Source: RefSeq, a predicted model, not a curated record